Messenger RNA from Cicer arietinum (chickpea), 2364 nucleotides. RefSeq names its product methylenetetrahydrofolate reductase (NADH) 2-like. Gene Ontology annotation, cellular component: cytosol. The record is from RefSeq and is a predicted model, not a curated record. Gene Ontology annotation, biological process: tetrahydrofolate interconversion. Gene Ontology annotation, molecular function: methylenetetrahydrofolate reductase [NAD(P)H] activity; FAD binding. NCBI's taxonomy places the organism in Eukaryota, Viridiplantae, Streptophyta, Magnoliopsida, Fabales, Fabaceae.
AAAAACGUGCAAGAGAAAAGUAAAUAUUGUGACAAUAAAACAUAUUUGAAAUGGAAAAUUUGAAUGUACAGAAGAAUUAAUUAAUAAGUAUAGUAGCCGGUAAGCCAUUUCCACCAACCACCAAUCCUCAUAUUCACACAGAUCUAUUCAUUGCAUCUAUAAAUAACAAGAAGAGACUUCCUCACAUUUCGCGCUUUGCCCUCUUCCACUUCUUCAUUCUCUCUCUCACUAACCGUAAGGUUAAUUAAAUUAAAUAAUUAAAUUUUAAAAAAGAGAAAAAUAUGAAGGUGAUAGACAAAAUUCGAGCAGCUUCAGCUGAUCGAAACAGAGUGGUUUUUUCGUUUGAGUUUUUCCCACCGAAAACUGAAGAUGGUGUCGAUAAUUUGUUUGAGAGAAUGGAUCGUAUGGUUGCACACAAUCCUUCAUUUUGUGAUAUUACUUGGGGUGCUGGAGGAACAACUGCUGAUCUGACAUUGGAAAUUGCGAACAAGAUGCAGAAUAUUAUUUGUGUUGAAACUAUGAUGCAUCUUACUUGCACUAAUAUGCCUGUGGAUAAGAUUGAUCAUGCUCUUGAGACUAUUAAGUCUAAUGGUAUUCAGAAUGUGCUUGCUCUUCGUGGUGAUCCGCCUCACGGUCAGGAGAAAUUCGUUCAGGCAGAAGGUGGAUUUGCCUGUGCUCGCGAUUUGGUAGAACAUAUCAGAAGCAAAUAUGGUGACUACUUUGGCAUUACCAUUGCUGGCUAUCCAGAGGCACAUCCCGAUGUUAUAGGAAGUGAUGGGCUGGCUCCAGUGGAAGGUUAUCAAAAUGAUCUUGCUUACUUGAAGAGCAAGGUUGAUGCUGGAGCAGAUUUGAUUGUCACCCAGUUAUUUUAUGAUACUGAUAUAUUCCUCAAAUUUGUGAGCGAUUGUCGCCAAAUUGGGAUAACCUGUCCCAUUGUGCCUGGAAUUAUGCCCAUUAACAAUUACAAGGGAUUUAUCCGCAUGACUGGUUUUUGUAAAACAAAGAUACCUGCUGAGAUAAUGGCUGCUUUAGAGCCUAUCAAGGACAAUGAAGAAGCUGUCAAGGCUUAUGGAAUACACCUGGGAACUGAAAUGUGCAAAAAGAUUAUGGCUCAUGGAAUUAAGACAGUGCACCUUUAUACGCUAAAUAUGGAGAAAUCUGCAUUGGCGAUACUAACGAGCCUUGGCUUAAUUGAAGAGUCCAAAAUUUCUAGAUCUUUACCUUGGAGACGCCCUACAAAUGUUUUCCGUGUUAAAGAAGAUGUCCGCCCAAUCUUUUGGGCAAAUCGUCCAAAAAGCUACAUAUCAAGGACCAUUGGAUGGGAUCAAUACCCACAUGGGCGUUGGAGUGAUUCCGGUAACCCAUCAUAUGGUGCAUUAACUGAUUAUCAGUUCAUGCGACCACGUGCACGGGACAAGAAGCUUAUUGAAGAAUGGGCAGUUCCCUUGAGAAGCGUUGAAGAUAUUUAUGAGAGAUUCAGACUGUUUUGCCUGGGAAAGUUGAGAACCAAUCCUUGGUCCGAACUUGAUGGUCUUCAGCCAGAGUCAAAGAUCAUUAAUGAGCAGCUGGAGAAGAUAAACACGAAGGGUUUCCUCACCAUUAAUAGCCAGCCAGCAGUCAAUGGGGAAAAGUCAGAUUGUCCUACUGUAGGCUGGGGUGGACCUAAUGGCUAUGUUUAUCAGAAGGCAUACUUAGAGUUCUUCUGCUCUAAGGAAAAGCUGGAUGCACUUGUUGAGAAAUCCAAGGCCCGACCAUCCCUAACUUAUAUGGCUGUGAAUAAAGAAGGGAUUGCGAAAUCUAAUGUGGGCCCAACCGAUGUGAAUGCUGUAACAUGGGGUGUCUUCCCAGCUAAGGAGAUAAUACAACCAACCAUUGUAGAUCCUGUCAGCUUCAAUGUAUGGAAGGAUGAGGCAUUUGAAAUUUGGUCUAGAGCAUGGGCAAGCUUAUACCCUGAGGCUGAUGCAUCCAGGAAAUUGGUUGAACAGGUGGGUGGUAGCUACUUCUUGGUCAGCUUGGUGGACAAUGAUUACAUCAAUGGUGAUCUUUUUGGUGUGUUUGGUGAUAUCUGAUUCGAGCUUCUUAAUAAUAUAUUAGUUCUAUAAAGAAGCCAUUUCUGUUGCUCGUCAAGUUUUUUCCUUUCUUUUCUUUUUUCCCAUUAAUUAUUAUUCACAUUAUACAUACUAUUAUUCUAUGUUGGAGUGGCAAAUUAAUUGUCUGGAAUAUAUGGCAAACAUCUUAAUUUUGUCAUGUUUCAGAGUCUCAUGAGUAAUCUGUAAUUUCAUCAAAUCACCUGUAUGUUGAUUUUUGAAAACAAGUUGCUCAUUCCUAUGAAUUUGAUGGUUGUAUGAGAUUGAAUUUUAUAUU